Toxotes jaculatrix (banded archerfish) is the source of this 1567-nucleotide messenger RNA. RefSeq lists its product as uncharacterized. NCBI's taxonomy places the organism in Eukaryota, Metazoa, Chordata, Actinopteri, Toxotidae. Bases 408 to 920 code for a protein of 170 amino acids. The record is from RefSeq and is a predicted model, not a curated record. The transcript is spliced from 4 exons.
CACCUCUCUCUCCAUGCUUCUAUCUCUCGCACAGGGCAGCUAGGGCUAAAUUGGAACACGGACACACACAUAGUUAGUAAGAGGGGGUGGCAUGAGGGGGCGUCUUACAGUUGUUCAGUGACGCACACUUACAUGGACCUUGUGGCAAAACCUGGAGAUUCCUUCUGUUUUCAUACAUCAAGGAUUUUACUGGAAUCGCUGUUUACUUUUUAGGAUUUAAUCUGGGUUUGAUGGGAUUACUUUUUUUUUUUCACUGAGUGGAUAUUUAGAUAACGUGUUGCUAAUCCUGUGGGUGCACACACAUGUUUAGGCAGUCGAGUGUCUGAGUGUGAGACUGGGUUAACAAGAAGAGCGAGGGACAAGAACAAACAAGCAGACACACAUAAAAUCCAACACAGUUCUUCUUAAUGGUGACAGAAGGAGGCGAGAUGUCAAGGCCUCCUUCCUCCCAGACUACCCCUCAGUUCUACAGGGUCAGCGACAAAGAUCUCACUGAGAUCGAGCUACAUUCUGUGGACUCCAUCAAUGAUCUCCACCGAACACACGCCGAACACAGCCACAAAGGGAUGAGGCCUCCUCGUCCUGCUUACACACCUUCCCCGAACGGAAACGUCUACACGUGUGACAUGAGAGCUGUCAGUCAGAGGGACCAUCCCAUCAGCAGCAAAUGGCAGAGCCGCCUUCAGGACAUGUUGACACCCACUUCAUCUCGUGCCUAUGCCAUGGGCUGUGCUAUUAUCACUUUGCUUCUGCUAACAGUUUUACUCAUCUUCUACUUCUUGGUCCAGCAGGGCGGUGCAAUCCAGAUGCUGACUGAGGCGGUGAAGGAGAAAGAGGCUGCAGCCACAGAGCUGUCACUACUGAUCCAAGAACUGCAGGCACUGAGACGCAACCUGACAGCACUGAGAAGAGGGACAUGAGGAAGAUAUGCACAGAAAAUUACACAUGCGCACACAUACUGUUUAAUGUGGACAUGAGAAGUGCAGUAAAACUGUGUUUUACAGUGGGUUUUUCCUUGAAGAGGAAACAUUUGUCAGAAUGUUCUCUAAAUGGUUUUAGUCUUUAAAAACUAAAUGUAUAUGAUGGAACCAUGCACUUCUCUCAUAACAUCACAUCGGAUAAUACACAUAUAAUAAUAAAGGCUUUCAGCAAACUAAUCAUUAUUAUUAUUAUUAUUGCUCAAAAUAAUGAGCAGCUUCAAAUUGUUGCCACUGUACAAAGUGUGUUUAAAUGACACACCGUCUUUAAAAAUGUACCAGAUGUUGUGCAACAUGUGGAACAUUAUGCAGUAAAAAUGUGGUGGACUCUCAAAAAGUAAAACAGACUGAUUUCAGUCAUGUAUCAUUAAAUGUGUUAAUGCAGACAUUUUUUUUCAAUAAUGUAUUUGUUAUCCUGUUUGUAUUGAUGUUACAUCUUUAAAAAAACUGUCCUUAACACUGUGAGCGAUAGGACAUUGUGUCAGUGUUUCACCUUGGCUUCUCGUUUAAAACGUAAUUGUUCGUGAACUAUGUGUAAUCACGUCAUAAUCACGUCAGUGUAAUGCCAAAAAAUAAAAUCAAAUGGUUAG